This is a messenger RNA of Solanum dulcamara, 1749 nucleotides long. RefSeq lists its product as uncharacterized. The transcript is spliced from 2 exons. NCBI's taxonomy places the organism in Eukaryota, Viridiplantae, Streptophyta, Magnoliopsida, Solanales, Solanaceae. The record is from RefSeq and is a predicted model, not a curated record. Gene Ontology annotation, cellular component: nucleus. Bases 221 to 1549 code for a protein of 442 amino acids.
GUGUUUGAUCAAUUUCACGUCUGGCAUGGCCAAACCGCCCUUAAAAUCAUCAUGAUUUCAAUAUCGAAAACCAUGAUUUGAUGUUGCCCGUCCAAACCCUAAUUUCCAAACCAAUCCGAGGAAGGCGAAACAGCCGUAGUCCGUACAAGGCUUGUUUGUGCCUUCAAAUCUCCGAUUGUAAGCUUCAUCCAUAGUCCCUCACCCCCUUGAUUUAGCCGCAAUGGAAUCUUUGUUUGCAAACUAUGCUUCUUCAGAUGAAGAGGAAGAUUCAGAGAAACAACAAGUAGAGCGCUCCAAUUCUGAAAAACUUUUCUCAUCUCUUCCUCCCCCAAUAUCAACUUCUUCUUCUUCUUCUUCUUCCCUUUUCCUUUCACUUCCCCCACCAAAACCCCAAUCAAUUACUUCACCCAACUUAACCACUUCCGCAUCUUUAAACCACCCUCUUAACAAACAAGAGUUUGAUGAAGAUUUGCCGUCCGAUAAAUCGUCGUCGUUUCUCUCUUCCCUUCCUCAACCUAAGUCCACAUUUUCUUCUUCGCUUUUCUCUGUCCUUCCACCUCCAAAAACCACCAAGCCAGAUCCUCCACUCCUCCUCAAUUCCUUGUCUUCAUCAGAUCCUAAACCCAAAAGGGUUGUUCAAUUUAAGCCCCCUGUCAACCCUUUUUCUGUCAUGUCUAAUGGUGUGGAUGAAGACGACGAUGAGGAUGAGGAUGAAAAGGAAAAACAAAGAAAAAGGUCUCAAUCUUUUGCUCAAACACCUUCAGUUAAAUCAUUUUUGUCCAGCAUUCCUGCUCCAAAGAACUCCACCACUUUGGGCGUUUUGGGUUUGGGCUCCGGAAGAAGAUCAACCAUUGAAGCAGAUGUCCCUGUUCCUAAUCCAGCUAGCUCGAAUUCACAGAAUGAAGUUCUAGUUAAUUUCAAUACAGAGUACAGUGAGAACCAGCAGGUUGAUGUGUCGUUUGAGAGUUCAAUGGGAGGUUUUGAUGCUCCCCCAGAACACAAUGCUGUUGCAGGUGUUACAGGUGAUUGCACAAAUUGGAAUGCACAGGGAUAUGUAAACCAUGAAGGGUAUGCUGGCUAUGGUAAUGAUGGGGCUAGUGAUUAUUCUCAUGCGGCUCCAUCAAAUGUGAAUUAUGUUGACUAUGACAGUAAUUAUGGCACUUACACUGGUUAUGAGCAAUAUGGUCAUAAUUGGACUGAUGGGUCUAGUGCAACAGAAGCAUCAACAAUUACUGAUACGGCUGAAGUUGCAUUUAGAUUGCCUGGGAAGAGAGGCAGGAGUGAUGCUCCACAGAAAAUUGUUGAGGUGAACCAGGAUGAGUUGAUGAAGAAUCGGCCAAGGGAAGACCAAACCAGGCUCACUGGGAUUGCCUUUGGGCCAUCUUACCAGCCUGUUUCGAGCAAGGGAAAGCCUUCUAAGCUGCUCAAGAGAAAGCAUCAAAUUAGUACUUUAUACUUUGAUAUGAAACAAAAAGAAAUGGAGCUGGCAGAACGACGUGCCAAGGGGAUGCUGACAAAAGCUCAAACUCAGGGAAAGUAUGGUUGGUGAUAUUAAUGUGACAGUUUUAUGGUCGCCGAGGACACGGAACUUCCCUUUGGUAAUCAAAUUUUAAAUGUCGUCUAUAGUCCUUUUGGUAGCUUUGAAAACAUUGUAGUGCAAUAUUUCUGCAAUUUCCUAGUAAUAAUUAGUGUGAAUUCUAUAGGUUCCUUGAAACGAUAUACUGUACAAUGAAGGCAAAUUGAUGAUUA